Molecule: messenger RNA, 528 nt
Organism: Seminavis robusta
Lineage: Eukaryota; Bacillariophyta; Bacillariophyceae; Naviculales; Naviculaceae
Source: the annotation of a GenBank genome assembly
GGCAACCAACCAACACGGUUACAGACAACAAUAUCAAUAGUAACACUAGCAACAAUGCCUGAGGCAAGAAUUGAGAGAGUUCCCAUCCUUCGCAAUGGUGGUCGUGGCAGAGGCCGCGGCCGCCGCAACUCCAAUGGCGGCAACACCAGCGCCAACCGGAACAACAACCAGCGCGAAGAUGAUGGCUCCCCCAGCAGGAAACGAACUGCCUUUGAUCCAUCCGCGAUCAAUCUUCAGACAUACCAAUCCGAUGCAACACAAAAGGAAUCACGAGUGGCCCCACUACAAGCCGCCCUGAAUUUCCUACAUGGCACCACUGCGACGCUCCAUGAGGCAUACCACCGUACCGUCAACAAAGUAGGAGAGGAAUUUAUCAAAGCCUUUGCGGCACACCAGCGCAACAAGGACACUCUCGACGGUAUGAUUGAUGGCAACAACCAAAACGGGGAAUUGACCCCGUCCGGAUUCCGAAAUCAUCAAUAUCAAAUUCGAACUGAAAGGCUGGCAACCCAGCAGCGCGCUUUGUAG